Molecule: messenger RNA, 914 nt
Organism: Parasteatoda tepidariorum (common house spider)
Lineage: Eukaryota; Metazoa; Arthropoda; Arachnida; Araneae; Theridiidae
Gene: mRpL48
Product: mitochondrial ribosomal protein L48
Cellular component (GO): mitochondrial ribosome
Source: RefSeq, a predicted model, not a curated record
AUAUUUUAUACCAACUUCAACUUUAACUACUUGAAUAAUAAAAACAAAACAAAAUAUUUUAAAAAUAAGUUUUGAAGAGUUUGCUCCCGAAAUAAAUUAAUUUUCAAUUGUAUUAAACGUAUGACCUAUCAGUUUGUUAUUUAUUUUGAAACAUUUAGGAAAAGGUUUUCAAUAGCGUCUUAGUUUUAUUUAUGUUCUAUUUUAUUCAAGUAAGCAUGGGUAUGUAACAAAAUUUUCAGGUUGAAAGUGCUGGAAAAAAUUCGAGAAUAGCUAUGAAUCACAUAUUCAAAAUAUGCAAACAUGUAUGUCUACUGAAACCUAUAAGACCUUCGAUUCGACAAUUUGUAAUGAGUCACAGUUUGUUAAAAUAUGUUGAUGAACCUGAUUAUAUUAAGUAUACUAAACCACAAGUUCCUGUGUAUGAUCUCCUGAAUAUUCAAAUUAAAGGUUAUGAUUUCACUGUUUUAGAGCAUUAUGCCAAAUAUGUUCAUAGAAUUGCUCUGCAUUUGGACUUUAAUGUAACUGAUGCUUGGGCUACUCCACAUCAAGCAUGGAAAGUAACCAAUACUGAGCCUGGCUCUAGUAAAAUUGUCCAUGAUUUUUUACUUAAUACUUAUGAAAGAAAUAUACAGAUUGAUGAACUGCCUUGUUACUGUGCUCCAUUAUUUUUUGAAGUAAUCCAAAGAGCUUUGCCAGCUGGAAUAUCUGUCAGCAUACAUCCUCAUGAACCACAACAUAGUGAAAUUCGUUAUAUUCCAGAUUUUGAACUACUGGCACUAAAAGAACAGUUAACAGAAUCAAAUACAGAUUUAAAUAAAAAAUAAUGAUAUUUCUUAGGCAUAUAUGUUUUACGAGUGCUUUGUAUUAGAUGUACAAAUACAAAUACUUGAAAAAAAUUUCUUUUUUUAAACAAA